Pistacia vera is the source of this 1011-nucleotide messenger RNA. Its product is annotated as urease accessory protein F-like. The record is from RefSeq and is a predicted model, not a curated record. Gene Ontology annotation, molecular function: nickel cation binding. The transcript has a single exon. Lineage: Eukaryota; Viridiplantae; Streptophyta; Magnoliopsida; Sapindales; Anacardiaceae. The coding region runs from base 64 to 798 and encodes 244 amino acids.
UUGAUUUGCUCAUUACUUGUAUCUGCUCGUUAUUUAUCAUUGCCAUAGGAUCUUCAUGCUCCUAUGGAGGAUGAUCAGAUGAAAAUAAGCUGUGGGAGCAAAAGACCAAGAUCUGCUGAAUUUGACUUACACUGGAGUGAAUGGCAACUCCUUGAUUCCAUUCUCCCCACAGGAGGGUUUGCUCAUUCAUUUGGUAUUGAGGCUGCCGUUCAAGCCCGCAUUAUUUCAUCUCCUGAUGAUCUUCGAACUCAUGUGAUACAUGUGUUGGAGAAUACUGGGAGCUUACUACUUCCUUUUGUGUACUCUGCAACUGUUAGUCCGACUUUAGAAACCUGGCAUAAACUUGACAGAAUGUUGGAUGCAACUUUAACUAAUGAAGUAAGUCGAAAGGCAUCAAUUGCACAAGGGUCGGCUCUUAUGAGAGUAGCUGCUGCUGUUUUUACAGAAAUCCCAUCUCUCAAAAGCAUGAGGGAAAUCUCUUUGUGCUCUGGCACUUUCACUUCCCACCAUGCUCCUGUUUUUGGGAUUAUUUGUGGGCUUCUUGGGUUGCAAAGUGAAAUUUCUCAGAAAGCUUACAUGUUUGUCACAACAAGGGAUGCUAUUUCCGCCGCUACAAGAUUGAAUCUAGUUGGACCACUUGGUGCAGCCGUACUGCAGCAUCAGAUUGGUUUUGUUGCCGAAGCUAUGUUGAAGAAAUGGAAAGACCGUCCUGUGGAGGAAGCUUGCCAAACGGCUCCUUUACUUGAUACAGUGCAGGGGUGUCACGGUUACUUAUUUUCCAGACUGUUUUCUUCCUGAAGUUUCACUAAGAGAUUCAGUAUUUUUCUUGUUCUAUUCAUGUAUCUAUGAGCUAUGUAAAUUUUGAUUGAUUCAGAAGAAACUUGUAUGUUUAUAGCUUGAUGACAUGUUUUAGCCUUCAACAAUGUUGAUGAUGGAUUUGAUAUUCUGGAUUUAGAGGCUCUUGAAGUUAGAAUUUGUAGUGCCUUUCAAAUUGGAUGAAAGCUCUUUGUU